AUGCCCAUUACGAACCAUCUAGGCCACAAGGUCCUCUCUCCGAUUACGGAUAAGGAGGAGUUUGAAAAGGCAUGCAAGAAGAACAUCUAUCAUAUGCUUAUGUACUCAGCUCUGCAGGGGAUAUGCCAGGCCAUCGCGCAGAUGGGUAUCUUCGAUGCAUAUCUUUACGUUAUGGCUGGGGACUCCAAUAAAGCUGUCGGAUGGGCUGAGUCCAUCUCUGGGUUGAGCCAAGUCUCUGUUGCCAUACCAGCAGGCAUACUGGUCGAUAAGUUCUCUCGAGCCCUGAUAUGUCGAUGGUGUGGUUGGUUCUCCUUGCUCAUGGUCGUGUUAUCAAUAUGUGGUAUAUACUACGACAAUAUGAUAGUCAUAUGCUUCGCCCUAGCUGUGGCUGGUGGCUACUUCGCAACACAGAACUGCGCGACCUACUCCCUUUUCGCAGACUCCAUCCCUCAGGGUCACCGUGCUAAGUGGCUAACGCGAGCAUCAGUGGUGAAUCAGUUGGCCUCGGGAAUCGGACCAUUCAUCGGUCUAUUCCUGUUCGUAUACUUCGGUAAUGAGUGGCGACUAAGUGUGCUGCACACUGUGCUCAUCAUUGGUUUUCUCGGAUUCAUCCCUGCCAAUUUUUUCCUCUUUGGAUGGACUGAUGUAACCCAUGAGGAUGGUCUCGGUGGCAACGCAGGCCGAUCAGGCGCCGGGAUGACUGUGAAGUUCUUCCCACUAUUCUUCAAAAACGACUAUAACUUCUCGCCGACUCAAGUGCAGCUCCUCUGGGCUUUCUAUGGGCUCACCUUUGGUCUCUUCACAUGGUUCUGUGAUAAAGUAGCGAAUCAUGUCGGUAGAGUCCAAGCUGGAAUCCUCUUCUCUACUCUUGGGGUUAUAUGCCUCUUCUGUCUAGCAUGGGUCCGCUGGUUGCCCGCCGUUGUUUUUACCUUCUUACUCAGAGGGGCGGUCCAGAAUGCGAUAUACCCGGUUGAUCGAUCGAUCAUUAUGGACUUCGUACCAUCUCACCAAAGGGGGAGGUGGAACGCCUUGGAGUCGCUAUCGUCGAUGACCUGGUCGGGGUCUGCAGUGAUAGGAGGGUACCUGAUGGACAACCAUGAUUAUCGAUAUACCUUCGUUGUGACGGCUUAUAUUUAUCUGGUGGCCUUGUUGAUGCGGUUGCCGCUGCUGAAAUUGGUCCCUAAGGAGGAGAAGUUCACGUUCACGGAGAGUCUACUGAGUGUUCCAGAAAGCAAUGCUAGUAUGGAUGAGGAGAGGAUGAAAGCAUCCACACCGAGUGGUAGUGGGGUUCCUACUGUUGUCGACAGUGCUAUGUCUUCGGCAGCAUCUCGAAGGGUCGCUGAAUGUGUAUAUGCAAAGAUAGAUGAGUUGAGGAUGAUAGUAGAGGGCAAGGGGGCUGAGGAAGAUGUGGAGUUGCUCACUGAGGUUAUAUGUCUUGUCACGACAGCAAUGACAGCUUGCUCGAAUGAAGUAGCGGCGUCAGAUGGCGAGGGUCAGCUCGAUAAACUCGUGGACCAGGAGUUUAUGGUUGCUGCGUUGGAUGCUACGAUAGCGCGGCAUCCUCGGUGUUCACUGUUGGCGAACGCAGUCCUCGAGCUGAGUAGGGCAUUGGGCCAACUGGGGGGGAAGGGAGUUAUUGCUGAUGCCCUGGUAUGCGAGAAGGAAGCUGUGGAGAAGUGUCUGGCAGGAGAGGGAGGGAGGUCUAUGGGGUAG
This is a messenger RNA of Perkinsus marinus ATCC 50983, 1713 nucleotides long. RefSeq lists its product as hypothetical. Gene Ontology annotation, biological process: transmembrane transport. The record is from RefSeq and is a predicted model, not a curated record. NCBI's taxonomy places the organism in Eukaryota, Perkinsozoa, Perkinsida, Perkinsidae. Bases 1 to 1713 code for a protein of 570 amino acids. The transcript is spliced from 8 exons. Gene Ontology annotation, molecular function: transmembrane transporter activity.